Molecule: messenger RNA, 1030 nt
Organism: Zea mays
Lineage: Eukaryota; Viridiplantae; Streptophyta; Magnoliopsida; Poales; Poaceae
Gene: OBAP2A
Product: Oil body-associated protein 2A
Exons: 2
Coding region: 59-817 (252 amino acids)
Source: RefSeq, marked provisional
CACUCAUCUGAUGCCGUAACACAAGGCUGAAUUUUUGUUCGGUCUAGCCGACCCGACGAUGGCGUCCAGCGACGGGAAACCACUGCCAACCCCGGCCUCUGUGGGCGGCGGCGGCGGCAGCAGCACCGCGCCGCCCGGGCAGCCGACCACGGUAGCGUCCAAGGUGCUGGACAUGGGCGCGGCGGCGAUGCAGUCGUUGCGCCCCGUGAAGCAGGCGAAGCAGCACAUGUGCACGUUCGCGCUGUACGCGCACGACCCGAAGCGGCAGGUGGAGACGCACCACUACGUCUCCCGCCUCAACCAGGACUUCCUCCAGUGCGCCGUCUAUGACUCCGACAAAGCCGACGCGCGUCUCAUCGGCGUGGAGUACAUCGUGUCGAGGAAGAUCUUCGACUCGCUGCCGGCGGAGGAGCAGCGGCUGUGGCACUCGCACGCGCACGAGAUCAAGUCAGGCCUGUGGACGAGCCCGCACGUGGCGGGGCUGCUGGAGAAGGCGGAGCUGGACCACAUGGCCGCCACGUUCGGCAAGUUCUGGUGCACCUGGCAGGUGGACCGCGGCGACCGCCUGCCGCUGGGCGCCCCCGCGCUCAUGGUGUCCCCGCAGGCCGACCCCGCCGCAGCCGUGCGCCCCGACCUGGUCCGGAAGCGAGACGACAGGUACGGCCUCUCCACGGAGGAGCUCCGCGCCGCUAGGGCCGACGUCGAGGCGCCCGCCGAGGAGCACCCGGGCCAGGCCGACUACUGGCUCCGCCACCGCAAGGGCUUCGCGGUGGACGUCGUGCCGCACGAGAUGAAGCGUCACGCGCCGUUUCCGUGAGCCGUGACCAACCGGUGUUUUACAGUGGCGCAUGUGUAAUAAAACCAAACGAUCCAGCAGGCGUCUCCGUCCGAACUCGUGAAUGGCACGCGUUUAUUUGUUUUUCAGUUCAUGAUGUUCAAAUCGGCAGUACGCAUGUGUUAUGGAUGCGUGUGUAUUGGAUGAAGUGGAUCGGUGAGAACAGACUUUAGCCUCGCAGGUGUUAAACUAGAA